CCGUCGUAAAGGGUAACCAUUCGAGGCGGCUGCUGUUUCUUUGGCUCACUCAACCAACAACCCACCCCCCCACCCCUUUCUAUAAAGACUCUGCCAACCAACCAACCACCGGCGACACCCCCCAACCACAACCACCACUACAUCCACACACCACUUGCAUCCACACACAGUCUCGACGACACCUGCCACCAAACCUUCCUGCCCCGCCCACUGCUAGCCAGUAACACCCACCCCGGCCACACACGCGACCGCGUCACGCGCACCGCCGCACCAAGCCGCCAUCUGCCAUACAUCACCAAAACAUCACCCAGCCUACAACAACCUCCACCCAAAAAGUCGCCGUGCCUGCCGAUCGAGCCAGUCACCCAGCAGCAGCAGCAGCACAUCGACCAGUGUUUGUAACACUUGCACUUUCAUCAUUCGACACCUUCCUUCCUACACCUACACGCCCUUGCCCAGUACCAUGGCCCAGCCCGCGUUUAUGAGCAACAUGUUUGGCGCGCAGCCUACACACGGCGGCCCCUCGGGCUUCAAGCCCAAGCGCAAGCGUGCCGGAUCCCCCGAGUUCGACAACGAGGAGCAGACGUCCAAGCACCACCGCGGCGUCUCGUACGACUCGGACGCGCUCAACGCCUACGGCCCCACGCCGGACCUCAUUCCGGACAACAGCGCGAGCGCGUCGGCGUCCGACCUGAUGGACCAUGACAUGGACUUUGACAUGGACAUGGACAUGGGCGGUAUCCACGAGGAGCCUGUUAUUGCGACCGACUCAUACUCGUACGCCGAGGGCGGAUCCGGCGGGUUCGGCUUUGGCCCCGGCGCCGACGAGGAUGAAAUGGAUAGCGACGACGACAAGGCGUACCCCUCCAUGUACCCUUCCUUCACUGCCCACUCCAACCCCCACCACUUCUCCAACAACGGCGGAUCGUCUGCGUGCGCGCCCUACCCCCUCUCGGCGCAACCGUACUCGACUACCCUACGCGCCCCCGGCCAGCCGGGCCUCAUGCAGCCCUCGCAGGGCUUCGCGCUCCCCGAGGACGCGUCGGCGAUCGAGCGCGCCCGUAACGCCCACGGACCCCACUGCACGUCCAUUCCCAAGCUCCGCAUGAGCGAUUACCCCGACGCGUCGGGGCACCGCUCCCUCUGGUCCGUGUGCCAGGACUGCGGCGCGUGCGAGCGCGCCCAGGUGUGACUGGAAGAUGUCAUCGACUUCCAUCUGUGAAAGUGUACCACUGUGUGCAUAGUGCCACCCCCCAUCCCAUCCCACAACAACAGUAAAGCAGCUGAGCUCAGCUCGGCUGCCAGCGCCGCCCCGGUGGCAGCGCCUCCAUGGACAGUGUCUGUGAAUACCACCAUGAGAAGAUCAUCCACGCCGUCGCGCUGGGCACGGCGUGAAGCAUUGUACGACGUAGGUAGUAGCAGUAGGUAGAGACAGCGCAUGUUGUAAAGCGCAAUGCAUGGUAUCGAUGUAUGCGGUGUGGGCU
Molecule: messenger RNA, 1484 nt
Organism: Vanrija pseudolonga
Lineage: Eukaryota; Fungi; Basidiomycota; Tremellomycetes; Trichosporonales; Trichosporonaceae
Exons: 2
Coding region: 464-1192 (242 amino acids)
Source: RefSeq, a predicted model, not a curated record